AUGGUUUGCAUAACAAUCCUGGCCUUUGUGAUGGGUCGUGAGCCCCACCGCAUACCCGUCGCUUUAUACAGCGCCGACACCGAUGGCCAGUUAGCCCAGCAAUUCAUCGACACUAUAGACAGCCAACAAUUACAGGCCGUUUACUACCCGUCCAACGAGUCGGCCGUUGAGGCGGUGGUCGCGGGUCGGGCGCGUAUGGCACUGGAGUUUGGGUCGGAUUUUAGCAACGCUUUGGCCGCCAAACUCGCCGACCCGUUGCGAGUCAGCGACGAUGACCUGGAGGACAGUCAGGUGCGAGUGGUGGCCGACAUGUCUGAUCAGGUGGUCGGCGCGUUCGCCCAGUUAUACCUCGUUCAGACGUACGGCCGCUUUAUGGCCAAUUACAGCGCAGGGUUAGGCCAUAACUCACUUGCCUAUGGCCUACCGGUGCAGACUAGCUAUAUGUUUGGCGGUGGGGCUCAGUCCUAUCGGGACUUUGUGGCGCCCCCACUGUUAAUACAGCUCCAGUACACUAUGGCUAUGGUUGCGCCGGCAUUUGCUAUGCUGGGUGAACGUCUUAAAGUGACCAUGGACAGGGAACUGUGCGCCGGUGUCCGGCCCCUAGAAAUCUUGCUCACGCACGGGCUGGUCUAUGGAGCACAUGUGGUGGUUCAGGCGGUACUGACUCUGUUGUUAGCAUUUAACAUAUAUGGUUUUCCUAUGAUGGGAGAUCCGGUGCUGGUAUUAUCGUUAUUUAUUAUGGAAGGCUUAAAUGGUAUGCUAACCGGCACUGUACUGGCCCUGGUGUGUAAUCGAGAAUCCACCUUGGUGAUGUUUGUAGCGAGCACAUUUUUGACACAAAUAUUAAUAUCGGGCAACAAUUGGCCCAUAGAGGCAAUGCCAGACUGGAUGUACUACAUUAGUGUAUGCGCUCCCCAAACAUUGACCAUCGGUAGUUUGCGGGCAAUCAUGUUCAAAGGGGCCACAAUAUUGGCUACAUCUGUAUGCUCAUUAAACUCCAUUGGUUAUAUGCCACAAGAGACCGCACUUUACGGAGAGUUUACUGUAGACGAAACGCUGCAAUAUUACGGCCAACUCUAUGGCAUGACUGACGGUCAGGAAAUACAGCACAGGAUACUAGAGUUGAGGGCACUGUUGAACAUACCGGACACGAGUGGACGCCCAGUGUGUCGGCUCAGUGGUGGCCAACAGCGGUUGGUGUCGAUCGCCGUAACGAUGAUUCACACGCCGGCACUGCUUAUGCUGGACGAGCCAACUGUGGGCGUAGACUCACUGAUCCGGUACCGCAUUUGGCAACAUUUGCUAGACUUGUGCCAAAACAAUAAAGAGGAGGCACAGGGAGCGCAUACAGUGGGCUUUAUUUACGAAGGCAAACUACUGGCCCAAUCUAACCCCACUAAAUUACAACAGCAAUACCAAUGCAACACAUUAGAGGAGUAUGACCACAGCACACCUACCCAAUACGGAUGUUCAAUCAAUUUGUGUAAACUGGCGACGUGUGCGGACCCUGUUAUGGAAAGCAUGGCUACAAACACGUGGUAA
Medioppia subpectinata is the source of this 1542-nucleotide messenger RNA. The record is from the annotation of a GenBank genome assembly. Lineage: Eukaryota; Metazoa; Arthropoda; Arachnida; Sarcoptiformes; Oppiidae.